UUUACCGAUCACAGUCGUCCCUGUUCGUUCGGUGAAAUCGGCGUUCCCUUGUUGAUUGAAAGGCGUGCGGUCGAGGAAGGAAAAUUCUGAUCACUAGAGUCAUGGCAAGCGCUGUAGACAAGGAAGGUGUUCGCGAUGCUUAUCAAGAUGUCAGAUCGGAUACGUCGGACACAAAUUGGGCUCUCUUCAGGUAUAAAGGCGCCGAGAUAGUCCAUGAUUGUUCCGGUGAGAAUCUACAAGAGCUUAAAGAUGCCUUAUCAGACGAUGAGCGGGCAUUUGCGUUCGUGCGGGUGUUCGCCGGCGACGAGAUGAGCAAGCGGAAGAAGUUCGUCCUCCUGACGUGGGUUGGCCCCUCCGUCAGCACUCUCAAGAGAGCUCGAGUAUCCAUUGACAAGGCGCUGGUGAAGCAAGUCGUCCAGAAUUUUGCGGUAGAACUCCAAAUCGAAUCCCCUGACGAGCUAACAGACGAAUAUCUUCGGGCGGCCGUUGACAAAGUGGGCGGUGCUAACUACGGAACAGGAACAAGAACAUAAAGCUGGAUCUUUUUGUACUGAACGAUGAUGUGUUAAGACUUCUUGUCUGUAAGAUUUAUAUAAUUGUAUAAUUUUUAUCCCGACUGUUUAUAUAAUCUGUCAGUGUGAGCUUUAUGAAAUAAAGCUUGUUGAUAUAA
Molecule: messenger RNA, 670 nt
Organism: Argiope bruennichi
Lineage: Eukaryota; Metazoa; Arthropoda; Arachnida; Araneae; Araneidae
Product: coactosin-like protein
Exons: 4
Coding region: 102-533 (143 amino acids)
Biological process (GO): regulation of actin filament polymerization
Cellular component (GO): cortical actin cytoskeleton; site of polarized growth; plasma membrane
Molecular function (GO): actin filament binding
Source: RefSeq, a predicted model, not a curated record